AGCCUUCACAACCCAACCGACACAUUUCCUAAUCCGUGUUGACACUUCCUGUUUCUCUACGUUUCCAUAUCCAAUGGCUCCUCCGAAGUCAUCCGCGGUCUCCAAGCGCAAGACCUCUGCAAGCUCGGCGGCCAACCCAACUCUCCGCAUGACAGACAGCACGAUCGGUUCCAAGCGUAAGCUUCAAACCGCAGAUGAUGACAGCAACGACGAAGGCAAAGGUCAAACUCUCCUCAACACCUUGGAUGACAGCCGUCCCAAGAAGGCCAAGCCAGCAGAUGAAGUCGCCCCAAGCUCCCUGAUGGGAAUAGCCCCAAUCUCUCUGAAAGACAAGUUCAAGGACGAUGUUGCUAUGGACGAUGCCUCAAGCAAGAAGGACGGUACUUUUGUCCAAAGGAUGAACGCCUCCAAUCGCAAAUUCGCAAGCUCAAAGUCAAACAAGAAUCCAGUCCCCGAUACGCAGGUCAUCCCGCGUCCACCUACUUCCGGUCAAGCCAAGAAGCAAUCUGCAGUGGAGGAUUCCGACUUUAUCAUAGAGGACGUUCAGGAGGAACACGACGAGCCCCAAACUACCCUUACGAAGGCCAACACGAAGACCGCAGGUAAGCGGAAGGCCGACGCAACUGGUGCCAGCAAGCGGAAACUCGAUUCGAGUAGGACUCCACUAGCACUACCAGGAGAAUCAGGAGGCCCAAAAGCACUCACUGUCUGGAGGCAAAAAUGGUACGGCACCGGUUGCGAAGAAGUGCUCAAAGACCGCGGCGUCUGGGAUUUCUACGUGGCUAAUUGGAAGCGUUUGGGGGUAAAAGUCACUACCCAAGUAAAGGCUGAAGCGCUCUACUGGCACGAGAUAGAGGCACUGAAGGCAGAACUUCAACAUGAGAUCGAGGUCCGCGGUCCUGACUUUCAGUUUCGGGAAAACAAGACUUUGGCGGAGUCCCUCGCCGAACUUCCCGCGAAAGAAGAGGACGAAGAGCAGGCUGUGGCACCGCCGACGACUUCGAAGGGGCUGAAGACUGCCAAAACUCCUACGCGACCUGAAAUGAAGGUAGAUGCAGCAGUAGCUAGUCUCACCAGAGACAAUCCAUUGGGCAAGACUGAGAAGAAACUCUGGAAACCAAAGCCAGUCCAGACGUGGAUUGCUCUCUCCGAGGAGGAGCUACGCAAAGCAGCUCGGAAGCGCCGUGUAGAUCUCACGCCCCAUCCUCAGGAUCAGUGGGCACACCUGCUGGCCAAACACGACCUCCUGGACGAGAACAAGCCGAUCGAAGACUUGCAAAGCGAGUUUGACCACGCGAAGCAAGGGAAACUGCACGCGGACGACGAAGCCCAAGCAUCUCCCACCCUCCCAGUCCAAUCCGAAGGCACGAGGAUCGAGAAUGUUUCCCCGCCAAUUGCGAAGGAGGCACAGGUGGAAGACCCGGACGCGGGGGAGAUAAAAGUGCCUUCUACCCGCCCCGUCCCCUCAAAGCGCCCAGAACCCAAGAAGUCCCCUUCCAAACCGAAGCUAGUUUCCUCAGCGGGUGUCACAAAGAGCACCUCUCCACGAAUGGCAGAGAAGAAGCUAAGGAUGGAACAGGCAGAGAGGCUGCUAGAAGAGGCAAAGAGGAGAGAAGACGACGACGACUUCAUACCGGCGUUGGGCCCGGCAGCUCUGCAGGUGAAAGAAGGUCGUAAGAAGCGCAUAGAUGAACGGAAGCUGAACAAGGCAAUGGCAGAGGCAAACAAGUUGUUGAAAAAGAGGAGAGAAGCCGAAGGGGACAAAGAGUGGAUGCAGGACGUCCAGCAGGCGAUCUUCGACGCACUCAAGAAAGAACAGGAGGCAGGAAAACCUGUGAAGCCCAUGGAGAAGCUUGGAGAUGGCGGAGGGUCCGAGGAGAAGCUUGUGACACUGUUCGCCGGAAAAUCGAUACAGUGGUACAUUUCGAAUUGGCAUGCGAGUCGUGGUAUCCAGCUUUCGCUUAAUUGCGAUUUCAACCCCGACGAUGACGACGAUCCAGGCUUCUGGUCAGAGGAGGAGUAG
Mytilinidion resinicola is the source of this 2023-nucleotide messenger RNA. RefSeq lists its product as uncharacterized. NCBI's taxonomy places the organism in Eukaryota, Fungi, Ascomycota, Dothideomycetes, Mytilinidiales, Mytilinidiaceae. The transcript has a single exon. The record is from RefSeq and is a predicted model, not a curated record. The coding region runs from base 74 to 2023 and encodes 649 amino acids.